AACACCGCAGCAGACGAUGAUGGUUUGAUGAGUGUUAAGGAAGAACAUUUUAACAAUGGUUUCAAAUCUAUGCCAUAGUUCUUAUCUCCCUAUAAAUACCAAAUCCCAAUUUCUUUCUCUCCAUCCACACACUUUCCUUUCAGGCACCCAUCUAAGAUUACCCAAUAAGAAGCAACUCUCAAUUUCUGAUUUUCGAAUUCGCAGACAUUUCUUCAAUCGAGUGUUUCCAGUGGUAUCAUCCAAGAGGAACGUAGGGGAAGAUAAAGAGAUGACGAUAAAACCUGUUGUUCGUGUUUCGGAGGGGAAGCUGGUGGUGAAGGAGCGAACGAUUUUGACCGGAAUGCCGGAGAACGUGGUGGAGACAUCGACGGUGGAAGGAAUGUUUCUCGGAGUGGAUUUCGAGAAGGAAGACAGUAGGCAGGUGGUUUCGUUGGGAACGUUGAAGGACGUCCGGUUCAUGGCGUGCUUCCGGUUCAAGCUGUGGUGGAUGGCCCAGAAAAUGGGAGAUCGAGGAAGGGACAUUCCGUUGGAGACUCAAUUUCUGUUGGUGGAAACCAAAGAUGGGUCCCACCUGGAGUCAGAUAACGACAAAAACCAGAACCAGAUCGUGUACACAGUCUUUCUACCUCUCGUGGAAGGCUCAUUCAGAGCGUGCCUCCAGGGUGACUCCAACGACCAACUCCAGCUCUGCCUCGAGAGUGGCGACGUCGACAUUAAAACGUCGUCGUUCACCCACGCUCUCUUCAUCAGCGCCGGCACCGACCCAUUCGCCACCAUUCACCACGCAUUCCGUUCAGUUCGGAACCACCUCAAGACUUUCCGCCUCCGCCACGAGAAGAAACUCCCUGGCAUCGUGGAUUGCUUCGGCUGGUGCACUUGGGAUGCUUUCUACCAGGAAGUCACUCAGGAAGGAGUCGAGGCCGGAAUUCAAUCCCUUGCAGGCGGCGGCACGCCGCCGAAGUUCGUCAUAAUCGACGACGGCUGGCAGUCGGUGGGCGGUGACGACAAGAACUCAAAUUCGUUGCAGAGGCUAACUGGAAUAAAAGAGAACGCGAAGUUCCAGAAGAAGGAGGAGCCAGAAUUAGGGAUUAAGAACAUCGUGGAGAUAGCGAAGAAGAAGCAUUCGGUGAAAAACGUGUACGUAUGGCACGCGAUCACGGGUUACUGGGGAGGGGUUCGUCCAGGGGUGAAGGAAAUGGAAGAAUACGGCUCCGUAAUGAAGUACCCGAACGUGUCGAGUGGAGUAACAGAGAACGAGCCCACGUGGAAAGUGGACCCGUUAGCGGUUCAGGGGUUGGGCCUGGUGAACCCGAAGAAGGUGUUCACGUUUUACGACCAAUUACACAGUUAUCUGGCGUCCGCGGGUGUCGACGGCGUUAAGGUGGACGUGCAAUGCAUCUUAGAGACUCUGGGUGCAGGACUCGGUGGAAGGGUGGAACUCACGAGGAAUUACCAUCAGGCCCUUGACGCUUCGAUUUCUAGAAACUUCCCUGACAAUGGGUGCAUCGCCUGCAUGAGCCACAACACGGACGCGCUCUACUGCUCCAAACAGACGGCGGUGGUGAGGGCUUCCGAUGAUUUCUACCCGCGUGAUCCGGUGUCGCACACUAUCCACGUGGCGUCCGUGGCAUACAAUAGCGUUUUCCUUGGGGAGAUUAUGUUGCCGGAUUGGGAUAUGUUUCACUCCCUUCACCCUGCUGCGGAGUACCACGCUUCCGCUAGGGCCAUCAGCGGUGGGCCCAUCUACGUCAGCGACGCGCCGGGGAAGCAUAACUUUGAUCUGCUCAAGAAACUGGUCUUGCCCGAUGGGUCGAUUUUACGGGCCCGUCUACCAGGAAGGCCCACUAAGGAUUGCUUGUUCACCGACCCGGCCCGCGAUGGAGUUAGUCUGCUGAAAAUAUGGAAUAUGAACAAGUUGGGUGGGGUGUUGGGGGUUUAUAACUGUCAAGGUGCUGCCUGGAGUGCUACUGAGAGGAAGAAUGCGUUUCAUAGUACGGACUAUUCUGGUGGUGAUGCCAUCACUGGAUAUGUGAGGGCUUGUGAUGUUCACCUCAUUGCGGAGGCUGCUGAUGACGCCCAUGAUUGGAACGGUGAUUGUGCGCUCUACUCUCACCACUCCGGGCAGCUGAUUGUUCUUCCUCACAAUGUGGCGCUGCCGGUGUCCCUUAAGGUGUUGGAGCACGAGGUGUAUGCUGUUGCGCCUAUUAAGAAGGUUUUGGGUGGUGGCUACAGCUUUGCGCCUCUUGGACUUGUGAACAUGUUCAAUGCUGGUGCUGCUGUUGAAGGGCUGGUCUUCGAGGAGGAUGGGUUGGUUCGUUUGGAGAUCAAAGGGUGUGGUAAGUUUGGGGCUUAUUCUUCUGCCAGACCAACAAAGUGUUUGCUGGGAAACCAUGAGCUGCUGGAUUUCGAUUACGAUGCUGAUUCAGGCUUGCUCACCUUCAACAUAGAUCAUUUGCCCCAAGAGGGACACUGGGUUCACUUAGUUGAGUUAGUUUACAGUCUUUCUUGUUAGUUAGUUGCAAUCAGAGAGGGAGAGGACAUUGCUAUGCUUUUGUGGUAUUUCUUUCUUUUGCUGGGUAGGAUAGAAUAGACAAGGAGAGGGUUUUCAACAAUUUCCACUUUGUAAGAUUUCACGAGCUACCUGUUAUGGAAUUUCGAUAGGAAUUGAAUACAUGUUUCUUACUCUUCUUUCUUCUUAAA
Messenger RNA from Glycine soja, 2700 nucleotides. Its product is annotated as probable galactinol--sucrose galactosyltransferase 6. The coding region runs from base 56 to 2512 and encodes 818 amino acids. Lineage: Eukaryota; Viridiplantae; Streptophyta; Magnoliopsida; Fabales; Fabaceae. The record is from RefSeq and is a predicted model, not a curated record. The transcript has 3 exons.